CGCCAGAUGUUGGCGACCAAAAGUGUGGAGAACAUCCAGUUCCUGCCCUUCCUCACCACCGAUGCCAACAACCUGAGCUGGCUGGGCUAUGGCUGCCUGAAGGGGGACGGCACAGUGAUCACUGUCAACGCCAUCGGGGCAGCUCUGCAGACCCUCUACAUCCUGGUGUAUCUCUACUACAGCCCUGCCAAGCGCCCUGUGCUGCUUCAGAUCCUGCUGCUCCUGGCUGUGGUGGUGACCGGCUGUGGCUACUUCACCAUCCUGGUUGACACAGGGACACGCCUGGCACACCUGGGGCUCUUCUGCAGCAUCUUCACCAUCAGCAUGUACCUCUCACCGCUGGCUGACCUGGCCAAGGUUAUCCGGAGCAAGUCAACGCGGUGCCUGUCCUUUCCCCUGACCGUCACCACCCUCGUGGCCUCCAGCAGCUGGACACUCUAUGGCCUGCAGCUCCACGAUCCCUACAUCACAGUGGGUUGGGCUGGUGGGAUGCUGAGGGGUGCCAUCCCAUCCUAUCCCAUCUCAUUGUAUCCCAACCCAUCCUACUCCACUGCAUCCCAUGCAGUCCCAUCCCCAUCCUAUCCCACCCUGGCCUGCUUCAUCUGCUUCAUUCCACUCUGUUCUGUCCCUCUCCUGCACCAUCUCACCACACUCCAUCCUAUCCCAGCCUAUCCUAUCCUUCUCCACCUUCAUCCCCAUCCCAUCCCAGUCUAACCUGUCCUUCCCCAUUCCCACCCCAUUGCCAUCCCUUCCCCAUCCCCAUCCUACUGUCAUCCCAUUCUACUCCAUCCCAUCCCA
This is a messenger RNA of Zonotrichia albicollis (white-throated sparrow), 798 nucleotides long. The record is from RefSeq and is a predicted model, not a curated record. NCBI's taxonomy places the organism in Eukaryota, Metazoa, Chordata, Aves, Passeriformes, Passerellidae.